Molecule: messenger RNA, 9515 nt
Organism: Stegostoma tigrinum
Lineage: Eukaryota; Metazoa; Chordata; Chondrichthyes; Orectolobiformes; Stegostomatidae
Gene: rimkla
Product: ribosomal modification protein rimK-like family member A
Exons: 5
Coding region: 750-1931 (393 amino acids)
Biological process (GO): protein modification process
Cellular component (GO): cytoplasm
Molecular function (GO): metal ion binding; ATP binding; ligase activity, forming carbon-nitrogen bonds
Source: RefSeq, a predicted model, not a curated record
CACAACAAAACGGAGCGGCAGGAGGCUGUCGCUGUCUGUCUACAAAACACAGGAGACAACGAAGCAAGGGGAGACGACGGCUACCGGUUCUGCGGAAGUUUUCUUUUUUAAAAACACAAGACACCGCGAAGAGAGGGGAAAGAAAUCAUUUCCACAUAAACACAAAAGAAAGAAUAACCGUUACCCGCCCUAGCUUAAGGGCACCGGAGGGGAAGGGUAUAAAGCCCUUGCCUCCAGCCGCUUCCAGAUUUUUCUUUUUUUAAAGACGUGUGUGAGGCGAAAUACUGAUUCCUCCCUUUUUCUUACUUUUAACCCCUUUUCCUCCUUUUAAAACCCCCCUUCCCAUCUUACCCAUCGCCAUCUCCUGGCUUCGUAAUAAGCCGUCAGUUCGCGACCCUCCCACCUAUUGGUGGGGUUCGGGCUGAUACCCAGUUUAGCGAUAACGUUUUUUUUCAUUCUUCGUAGGAUUUCCUUUUAUCUUUUCCCCACCACACCCCGCACUUGGUUGAUUUUUUUUUUCGGACGAUCGGUGGAGCACACACACCGACCACCACCUUCUCUCCCGCCCCCCCCGGGCGGAGAAGCGGCGCCCGCCUCUACCACCAUCCGCCCCUCUCCCCUCCUUCCCCAAAAGACACGCUUGUCUCAAGGCUGGCUCCGCACUUCCAUCCGUCACCACUUCCCGUAGUGUCGAUCCUUUCUCCCUUUUACGCACUCGUUGGGCUGCCCGUUUGUUCGGUGCGUGAAUCAUGUCCGCCCGGGUCUGGUUUCUGACAGAUCGCCGGAUCCUGCAGGAUUACCCACAGCAGGAGAUCGAGCGCGCCCUCCGACAAAAAUGCGCCGAAGAGGAGGUGGAAUUUCGCAUGGUCUUAAUGGAUGAGAUCGUCAUCACCAUCGAGCAGGGAGCCUUGGGACUACGUAUCAAACAGGAGCCAGUAACCAGUUACCCUCAAGUAGUGGUUGUUCGAGUUCCUACUCCUUCAGUCCAGAAUGACAGUGACAUCACUGUCUUGCGGCACUUGGAAAAGAUGGGCUGUCGCCUGGCCAAUCGUCCUCAGGCCAUAUUGCACUGUGUUAACAAGUUCUGGACUUUCCAGGAGUUAGCUGGCCAUGGAAUACCACUGCCUGACACCUUCUCUUAUGGUGGUCAUGAAAACUUUGCAAAAAUGAUCGAUAAUGCUGAGCCUUUGGGUUAUCCAGUGGUAGUUAAAAAUACACGAGGUCAUCGAGGGAAGGCAGUGUUCCUGGCACGGGACAAGCAUCAUUUGUCUGACUUAUCUCAUCUGAUACGACAUGAUGCUCCAUACCUUUUCCAGAAAUACGUAAAGGAAUCUCACGGGAAGGAUAUCCGUGUGGUGCUGGUGGGAGGCCGUGUGAUUGGUGCAAUGCUGCGCUGCUCCACUGAUGGUAGAAUGCAAAGUAACUGCUCACUAGGAGGUGUUGGCGUGAUGUAUCAGCUGAGUGAGCAGGGCAAACAGCUGGCAAUCCAGGUCUCCAAUAUUCUGGGCAUGGACGUAUGCGGUAUCGAUCUGCUCAGGAAAGAUGACGGUUCUUUUGUAGUGUGUGAAGCAAAUGCAAAUGUAGGUUUCAGGGCCUUUGAUAAAGCUUGCAAUCUGGAUGUAAGUGGUAUAAUAGCGGACUACGCCCUAUCAUUGCUGCCAAGCAGACUGACCAGAAAGAUGUCGCUUCUUUCUGUUGUUUCAAGUGCCAGUGAAACAAGUGAGCCAGAGGUGGGGGCCUCAGUCAGUGCCAUCCCUGAGAGUGUGUUCACCAUGAGCAUGGGUUCAAGCUCUAGUGAGAGUGAUCCUGAAAUAGUGGAGGUCAGAGAUUCUGACACUGCUGGUUCCAGGUCCAUGCAUACUGUACUGCCUGAGUCAGGCUACAACAUGAACAAUCUCAUAAACAGUGAAAUGAAACUAUUGAGUGAGUGAGGCUGAGGAGCCAUUGCUAAUCGGUAAAUCAAACAGGACAGCUUUCCCAGCUGAACUGUUGUUAAACAGUAAAAGAAUUGAUGGACAGAAUACUUAAUGGUUAACAUGAGAGUAAAUUAUAUCAAAUCUGGGUAUGUUGAAUAACCCCGAAUGAUAUUAUAGCCAUUAACUCACUCCUGGGCAAUGGGUUAUGUAGCCUCAGUAUCACUGGGGCCAGAGUGGAGGUUGCAGUUGAUAAAUUUAUUCCAAUAACUCAAUUAUAUGGUUUCCGUUGCUUAGUUAAAAGGUAUUGCCUUGGCAAUAAAAAAAAUAGUAAUUGUCAGAAAGACAAGGACUGUUUAAUGUUACAGAGAACAUCUUUCAUCAGUUCAUGUUAGGAAAUGCAUGGCCUCUGCUUGACAUCUUCCAUCCGUACCAUGGUUGAGGUUGAGUUCUGCAUUUGAAAUCAAAAUCUUGCCUCUCUGCAAUGAACUGCACCUUCACUGUAUUUUCCACUUAUCCAGAAUAACAGUUUCAUAUCUUCCUUGUUUAUUAUUUGCUACAACAGCAAUGUUGCUGGUGAAAACAGUUUGAAUUGACAUGCAAAACACACUUUAUUAUUCUGGAGCAUAUAACAACUCAAACUGUGAUUCUUUAGCUGGUCCUAGACCAAAGGCAUAAAUAUGAAGAAAGAGAGAACAUCAGUUUAAACUAAAAUGUCAGCACAUAUUAUUUCAAUUCUUAUCUCUUCCUUUUCCUCCCAAAAUAACUUUUGAACAGUGAUAUUAAAAUGUUGGUUAGAAAUAAAUGAACUUCUGCACAAAGUAAUUUGAGAGAAUAUAUAAUUGUUAAAUAUAAAAGAAUUUGAUGUUAAGUCAUUUUCUAUUUUAGUUGUUUUUUUGGAAUUUGACACUUGAGUCUGCCUGUCAGGUAGGUUAAUAGGUAAAGUGUGCACGUUGGGUGUGUAUGAUCAUAAACUGUGGUAAACUGAUUGCUUACAAGUAGUUUCUUUGCUCAACUUCAAGUAAUUGGUGAAUUGGAUGUUCUUCUCAGUUUGAGACUUGGUUAUAACAUUGACAAAAUCUACAUAUUGUUGACUGAAUUGAUAAAAUGCAGUUUUACUCAGAUUGAGAUUGCAAAGAAACAAUCCUGGACUUCACAUAAUUAUUGGGGAAAUAAAUAAGACAUGUCCUAGCUCAUCGAUACAGAAAUCCUCUUGGCUUGAGUUGCCAUGCUAAUGUUUAUAAUAAAUGGUUUGUAUUGUUGCCACUAUUUAUUGCCCCUCUGCCCCCAUUUUCACUUUACUGUUCUAAUUAUACCUAUCAGCAAGUCAGUGGCAACUUAACCUGAUACUAUGCUAUAGUAGUUGAAGAGAACCAAAGGCCAAAGUCUGUUGAAGCUUGUCUCCUAGAAUAUUAGCACACAAAGCUGAGCAUCAUGCUAGAUCUGAAAGGUAUGAAAUGUACUUGGCUAAUGGCUGUUUUGUAAUCAUCUAUGGUUACGCAGAAACUUUGGAUCUGGUGUAUCAAGUGAAAUGUGCAAAGUUAAAAUCCACCGGAUUAACAAUAAAUAAGAGAGAAUUUUAAAACUUAUCAUUAUAUAUUCAGGACAGCAAGUAUUGAUAUUUAUACACUGAGUAUUGCUAAACAGGUGAAAUCUGUAAAGUGUGUAAUGUCUGAGGAUUGAUUUGUCCUCCUUUUGACUUUGUAGAAGCUAGCUACAGCCUCAGUCUGCUGAGACUUCCAGAAAAAGUAGUGUCUGUAUUUACACAUUGCACCUCCCAGAAUAAAGGGCACGUAUCACAUUUUUUUUUCUUUUUAAAGAUUUCAAUAUAGUUUCUGAUUUUUAUUUUUAUAAUUGUUGGCAAGUUUGUGUCACCUUACUGAAAGUAUUAACUUCAGAGGUUAAUAUAUGGGUCAGCAAGCACAAAGCUCACGAGCACCUUAAUUAGUCCAGCAUAUGCAGUGUUUGAAAUAAUUUUAAAUGGGAUAGAUCAGUUUCAGUAAUUAGGCUUUCUUAAUCAUAAUGUUUUGAGUAUGGGAACAUUAAACAAAAAAAACCAGGUUUGUUAACUUACACCAGAAUCCUUGCUGUCCCAUUUCAUUAGAUGAAAAUCCAGGUAAAACAGCUGUUAAGUGGUAGCUAUUGCUGUACAAUGAAUAGUACAAACCAAAUAUGGAUUAAACCAUUAAUGCGAGAUAGUGGGAACUGCCAAUGCUGGAGAAUCAAUCUAAACAUUAACAUGCCCGCUUUCUAAAACAAAACUGUCACUAUUUACAGGAUUGGGACUACACGUUACAUUAAGACAACUGAAAUCCUAAGCAGAUUUGUCUACAGAAUCUACAGUUAAAUGCUACUCAAUGUGGUUGAGAUUCCUACAGAAAUUGACUUGAAAUACUGCAGAAUUUUAGAUAAAUUCGAUGAACGAGUUUCUAUAAGCUGCUUACGUAGCUCAGUGAGGCCGGUCAUAUUCUGCAAAUAAUGUGACUGUUGUUAAUGUAAAGGCAAUCAGGCUGUGGCUGGCACUCUUUUGAACCAGGACUAUACAGGGUAGCUGUCAACACAGCCUGUUGAUGCAUGCAUACUUAAAACAGCAAAAGAACAUUGUAUGUAAUCUGCUUGUAGUAUAUUUUACAGUGAGCUUUUACUUAUCUGUGCUUGCACGACAUUCUGAUUAAAUGUAAGUAAUUCCUUCUGGAAAGUCUCCAGCUAUCCAACAUGAUCCUUCUCAACCCUUUUAACAUCAAUGAGCAUAAUAAGAUCUAACUUUUUAAAUAGCUUGCGAACCAUUUCCUAUAGACCUUUCUGCAGUUUUUCAAGAGCAAGGUUACUGUGGAAACUCAACAUCAGAAAUUCAGAACCCUACAUACUUUGUUGAAACGUUCCACACAAUACUCUGUUUGAAUAGAUUGACUCAAAGCCAGCUGCAGCUGGAACAGAGUCAAUGACCUGAAAAUCCCUGACAAUAUUUCCACACAGCACAGAAUCCAAGAAUGAGGCAAAAACAUAGUGCAUCAUGCAUCAUUUAAACUGUUUAUUAAAUUUCUUGAAGCAGAUUCAUGAUUUUUGUUUUAUGUACAAUUAACUGAUUAUCUGAAUGUUUGAAUGUACCUCAGUGAAAAUACUGAACCAUGCAAACCCAGCCAGCUCCCUUGUGGGGAUGCUACUACUGGGUUACUGUGCCUGGACUGGUAGAGUGGCAAAAGGAGUGAUGUUAAUGAACACAUUUAUAAACAAUCACAAAGAAUUUGGCUUAUUUUAAUCAAAUAAUGCAUUGUUUGCUUCUCAUGCAUGCACAUUAAAAUGGAGAGGCCAUUUUGAGUGGAACAGUCACUUAUUAGUAGACUUGGUUCUCUUUGGGGUUAAGAUGAGAGUGAAAAAUCGAACAUAAAGCUACCUAGGCUGAAGUAGUUGUGCAAUUUCUAUAAUUGAACAUUCAAAUAAAAUCUAUAAUUUGUAUCUACGUAUGCAUAUAAAAUUAACAGGAAAAGCAGUGCACUUUUACACUCUUUCUUACUCACACAACCAGUCCUCCCAACCCCAGCCACCAAUAGCAAAAGGCUACUCUCGACAUCCUUUCUAAAGGAACUCCCAGGUUACCUUGUAAAUUGAAUGUAGUAAAAAUAUUAUUGAAUGGCUACAGCAUUUCUUGAUUUGAAAUAGGGCGUAGUUAACUCUCUUAGCCAUUUUGAGAGAAGAACAAUGGGUUGUAAAGCCGAUUAAUAUCUUCAAAGACAUUUCCAGUAGCUAACCUGGGAAGAGCUAUGCUUUGAAUGAUAUGGGCUUGUAUGUUUUUGUGUCCUGCAUUAAGUAAGUUGAUUAUAUGGGUGGGGAAGUUGUUGGUAUUGAAAGUCAGGAGGUGGCUGAUGAUUUUGUGUCCAUUGUUUAGAUAAGUUGACUAAAUGCUGAGGUUGAGGGUCAAGAGUGGCGGAUCCAACAUUGGUAUGCACAUUCAGUUGAGAGAUUCAGAACUGUUUGAAAUUUUUUUUUUCUGUUGAUUUAGUUUGCAAUUUAACUUAACAGCAUGCAAAAGAGUGGAAACCUUUGUUUGAAUAAAGAUGCUGUAUAAUUGCAUGAAGAAUAUUUAACUCACCUGAUUAUUGUGAUGGCAUGAGGAAAGGGAGCUCCAGUAGUUUGAAGCAUAAAAAUAUUUUUAAAAAGUAAAGGAAACAUUUUAUGUAUUGCUAGUGCAUACUCCCUCAUAUGUUUCAGUAAAUUUAAAAAUGAGCUGAUUUUGUGUUUUUAUAACUGAGUAAAACAAAUGGCUGGUGUUUGUAAUGAUUGAUCAUAGGAUAUAUCCUGAUCACAAUAAGUGAUGCUGAUUGGGUAAGUUAAUAGAUAACUUUGUUCUACAGCCAGCUGUUGGGAUACAGUAAGCAAAUAAAUUUUAAUAUAGUUUGUACUUUUUAGAAUUAACCUAAAAUUGUAAAGAGGGGCAAAGGAGGAAAAAAGGCAACUUUCUAAACAAAAGCUUUGAUUUUCAAGCCAUGCAUAUGAGAACCCUCCUCACAGAUGUGAAUUCCUUCAGACCUAGAUCUCUGAUUGAAUUAAGAUUUCUGAGCUGAGUGAUCAGUGAAGCAGAUGUUUCUGCCAAGCUCUUUGACAGAUAAGUGAUGAUACUGUGUACGAAAUGUGUUCUCAUGUAAAAUGCUGAAUGUUAGCUAAUGGGCUGGCAGGGUUAGUCAAUUAUAUUAGGUCAAAACAAUUGAAUUGAUUUAAUUAAUGUGUGUUGAUAGAAAAAUUUGGUUUCUUUCUUUUUUUUAAAUUGUGACUGCCCCCUACUGAUGAUUCUAGAACAUUUUGUAUGGGAGGUGACGGAAGAGAUUUGACUCUAUUAAUCCAGUUUCUUUGUGUUCCACCUGUCCUUUAGAGCUGUGGGCUGAACAGAAAUAUUAUUGCAGAGUGUUUACAUUUGCCUUAGUCUUACCAAUAAAUAUUCAUUUUACCUCAUGGAUAUUCUUCUUUCCAUGGUACUUAAAACUGUGGGAUGAAUUUAUAAGCCCAACUUUAGCAUAACAACAAAGUACUGCACUGGAAACUUUUGAAGUAUAAGCCCUAGAACUGAGAUUUGAAACACAAUUGUAGAUCUUUUACUGCAGCAUUAACAUGACAGAUUUGAAAGCAGUUCAUUGUACAGAGUGUGAAACAGAGGCAGCCUUACCAAUCCUGACAUUCCAUUGUGUUUACAGAUAUAAUGAGUGAGGGCAGGAGAGGCAACUCUGUCCCAUUCUCCAGGCAUGAGUAGAAUAUUAUACAUAUGUAGUUAGGAAUUAAAUUUAACUUGUAUUUAAGAGAAAAAAAAUAUUUGAACAUCCAAAAACUGUUGAGUUCAUGCUUUUACUGCUUAUUUCAUAAAUGCUCAAUGUUCUUUAAACGUUUGGGGAGGGGUGGGAGGGAGAGGUCUGAAAAUGUACAUUUUUUUAAAAAGCUGUGAGUGUUCCAAUGCACUGAACUGUACAGCUGUGAAGUUUGAAUUUACUGGCAGUUUCUCUGUAGAACAUUGUGUUUGGAGCAAGAUUGGUUUUUGUGUGAUUGUGAGCAUGUAAGAUUGGGUGCCUUGUUCAAAUGUAAUUGACACAAUAGUCAAGGACAUCAGUGAAUUUGUGUAAAAGGCAGUUGUGCAACCAAGUAUCUUUGACAACAUAUACUGGGGACACAGCUGAACUGGUUUGAAUUACCAAAGCCUUCAGAGAAAUGAUGUGGGAUAUGCACUAUUCUUGUUUUAAAUAAUCAUAUAGUAGGUAAAACAACUUUUAAGUGCAGAUUUUUCCAUUACAGAUAGUGUGUAUGGUAUGGAAAUCAAUUUUUAAUGGUUGUUUCCUUAAGGUAAACUAAAAGGUGACUCAUUUCAACCAGUGGUUUGUAUUCAGUGUAUGUAUCAUUGGUCAUAUAUUAUGCUUGCACAUAUUGCAUGGUGGACUCUGACUAAGAUCUGGCCCUACAGAUAUAUACAAUUGGUCGGCUAUCUUCAGCAUCAAGGUAUUGACAGUUGUAAAAAUGUUGACUGUGACACUUAAAACAUUACAGAAAAAUAUUGGAGAAUGCUUUGCUUUGUGUUUAAAAUAAUCCAUUAGACCCUUGGGCUGCAGUUCUGGAUGGCAUGGAAAUUGGUAGUGAUCAGCACUAGAAGUACCUUUAUAUAUUAGCUGAAAAUUUUUAUAGAUCUGAAUUUAUCUCUUGUUUUUGUGAUCUUGUCCAAAUGGCAGCUAGAAUUUGCAAGUUUAUAAACUAUUGUAAACUUUUCUUGUAUUUUUGACACACAGGAUAUUUUAUAAACUUUAUUAUAAAUUUUUUAAAAAUCAUUUUUACUAUCAGUUAUUAAGUACUUAUCUGUCGGGCAGUCAUUUGGAUUUUCGAGAAGUCUGAAGCAAGGAAUUUUCCACACGUAAAGCCAGUGCCUCUUGAUAUGCUGCCUGCACAACCCGGUUGUGCUGCUGUUGACAGCUGUGUGACUGUAGCCCAAAGGUAUAAUAAAGCAAGUAGUAACUUAUUUUCUGAUGAUAAUACUUCAGGUUUGCUUCCUGUUCACACAGAGGCCAUUCUGUGUCCAGAAAUUUGCAUCAGCGUUUUAGUUUUAUCCUCAGGAAACAAACUGCAGUUAUUCCUCUCCUCACAGAAAACUUAGUGCAUUUGUAGGUUACUACUUGCAUUAUAUGUUAUGCAUUAUCUUUGUGUGUGUAUGUAUUUGGGGAGAUGGAAAGAGAGAGCCUGCAUGUCUUUCAUGAGUGUACAGAUAUCAAGAGUGUGGUUAACUGGUAAGUGGAUUGACCCAUGAUGUUUGAAAAUUUGAAGGACUAAUAAGAUUGAGAAUGCUUGGUAGGGGUUUCGUGAUCUUUAGAAUGGUAAGCUGAACUCCUUAAUAUCUAACUUGUUUCCAAGUGCAUGUGGAGUUUUAAACCAACAUUCAGAAUUUCAGUAGAUAAGUGGUUAUGACUUGAGCUGCACUAAGGACUGAAGAAUUCUAGGUACAAAGACAUCUGUGAUCUCAUGUUUCAAGAAAUGUAUAAUUUUAAAUAGACUCAAAUCAUUUUUAAAGAUUUGGUUCAAGGGGAAAGAAAUUUCAAACCAUGCAGGAUAAAGCAACAGCUGAGAAUACCUCCAUUUAGGAGGCUUUGCUCCAUUACCAAAUAAAUAUUUGUAUUGGUUUGUGGAGACUACAGAAUUUUAACAGAAUGAUGUAUCCAUCAGUUGUUUUUCCUGCGCUGUUCUUCAUUUCAACCUCUGUGGCACAGCCAGACCAGUGCUGAAUAUGUGAAGAGAAAGAGCCACGUCGGUAAUACAAACUGUGAAAUAUUAUGUUUUUUAAACAUCAAUAAACACUCUAGAUGCUAAGUUGUAGAUUGGGUUUGAUGGCAGCCUUUUCAAAACAAAAAGUCAGCCCUAGGCUGUUUGCAGUUCUGACUUUGGAGUUUAUAGAAUGUUUAUUGAUGUUGCAGUUUGAAAUUGAAACUCCUACCAAGUGGUGCAAACUGACCAAGUGCAGGUGUAGCUGACCAAUUACUGGUACUUGAAUAAGCCAGUUGGAAAGCCAAGGAUAUGGUGUUAGUCACAUUGAUCAUGGUGAAUACUGUACAUACUUGCGUUUUAUUUUUUAGAAUGUAAUAA